Molecule: messenger RNA, 1664 nt
Organism: Lycium ferocissimum
Lineage: Eukaryota; Viridiplantae; Streptophyta; Magnoliopsida; Solanales; Solanaceae
Product: transcription factor MYBC1-like
Exons: 1
Coding region: 570-1418 (282 amino acids)
Biological process (GO): regulation of DNA-templated transcription
Cellular component (GO): nucleus
Molecular function (GO): DNA binding; DNA-binding transcription factor activity
Source: RefSeq, a predicted model, not a curated record
AAUCAUAAGAAAAAAAGCAUCUGCAACAGUAACAUAAAUGAAAAGCUGAAAGAAACAAGAUCCACCUCGAACACCCCUCCACAAAACUCUCUUCCUCACCCCACUAUCCUUACACCUAAAAUUCCCACAAUUCCAAAAAUUAAAAUAAAAAAAAAAAACCCACCAUUUUCUCUCUUUUUCUUCAACACCCAAAAAUCAAGAUUCUUCACUAGUAGAGAAAUAUUGUGAUAAAGACAAACACCCAUCUCAUAAAAAUCUCAUUUUUCAAUUGUUACACUUGUCUUUUUCCAGCCCCAUAUCUUCACAUAGACUAUUUUGUCUGAUUAUAGCCUUGGUUUUAGAUUCUUUUAUGCCAAUCUUUAAGUUCCCAUAAAAGGUGAGAUCUUUUUGUUUUUUGUUUUUUGUUUUUUGUUCUUCCCCUUUUGAUGUUGGUAAUGUUCAAGCUAGUUUAAGUACUUGUAGUAGUAAUUCAUCAAGUGUACUUGCUAUGAUUAAGUUGGAAUAGUCAUAAAGGUGAGAUCUUUACACAAAAAAAUCCAAGAUUGUAUCAAUUUUGGCUGUUUUGAAAGAUGAGGGAAGAAGAUUCAAAUUGGUUUGCUAAAUGGGAAGAAGAAUUGCCUAAACCUGAAGAAUUAAUGCCUUUAUCUCAAACCCUUAUUACACCUGAUCUUGCUAUAGCUUUUGAUAUUCCAAACCCUACUAGCCCAAAUCCUCAAAACAAGCAACAACAAACACCACUUGUUCAAUCAUCUCAGCCUAAUUCAUCAGCUGAAUUUGAGUCUGGUGAGCUAAAUGGGCCUGGUGGUGGUGGUGAUGAACCGGCCCGGACCCUUAAAAGGCCCAGACUUGUGUGGACCCCACAGUUACAUAAGAGGUUUGUUGAUGCAGUUGCUCAUUUAGGGAUCAAGAAUGCUGUUCCCAAAACUAUAAUGCAACUGAUGAGUGUCGAUGGGUUAACGCGCGAAAAUGUGGCUAGUCAUUUGCAAAAGUAUAGGCUUUAUUUGAAAAGAAUGCAGGGUCUUUCUAAUAGUGGAAGUGGUGGUAGCAAUGCUCAAUCUUUAUCAGGUGCUGAUCCAGCAAUGGAUAAUUUGUUCGCUAGUUCGCCUGUUCCAGCGCAUUUUCUGCAGCAUCCGGUGAGGGGUAGUUCGGACCAUUUCAUGCCGUUUGUGCCACAUCACCAUCAUAUGGGAGUUGUUGUUGGACACCAUCCACAAGUUCAACAGCAGUAUAGGCAAUUUGGGUCACCGGGGAACGGGCAUUUUGAGCAUCCUUUUUUGUCUAGGCAGCAAUCACAGCAGCAGGUUCAGAGAAUGGGGGCAUCAGGGCAUAAUGGUAAUUAUGUGGAGGAUGUGGAUUCAGCCACAACCGGAGUUAACGGGAGGAAGGUACUUACUCUGUUUCCAACAGGGGAUGAUUGAUAUUAAGGGUAACCGUUGAUUUUUAGCCUGUCGAUUUGACUUACUAUGUAUUCUAGAAUUUAAGUUGAAUAACAUUUGCCUCUUUGUUUUAGUACCUUUUAAUUGGAUUAGUGGUGUUUCAGUGUUAAUAUUAUCUAUAUGGAGUUGUUGGUAUGGUCUUCAACUCUUAAUGGAACUGUGGAAAUCCCCCUUUUAUAAGAAUCUGGAUUUGAUGCUUUUAGUGUCAGUCCUGGAAUUGUUCAGUUA